CCAAGGUCCUCGUGCGACUUACGUGAAACGCGCCAUCUUUGUUCUUGGGGGCAACGGCUUCAACUGUAGUGCGUUUUCUUCUUACCUUUCCGGAGGGAGAAAACGACAAUCUACUAUUUAUAUGACAUGUUCUCCGAAUUGUGGCGUUGAAAAUUGUUUGAUAUGCCUUGUAGGAAGUAGGACUUUAGAAAGGGACGUCAAUGGCAGGCCCAGGGCGUAGUGUGGAUAUCAAUCGUGCGACAACUGAGGAACUGGAGGGGUUGAAUGGAGUCGGCAAAACAAUAGCAAAGAAUAUAGUGGAGUUUCGUACUGCUUUAGGUGGCUUUUCUAGCAUCGAAGACUUGAAAGUUAUCCCUGGAAUUGGACGUUCAUUCAUUGAUGUACACAAAGAUGGUCUUUGUUGUUCACCCUCACCGUCUCUAUCUAGGCGAGAGACGAGGGGCUCUGCAAAAGCCAAGACAGGAAGACAGUCAUUAAACAGAAGGUCUCCCCUGACUCCAGCAGUCAAGGGACAUAGCACACCAAAGGGUAGAGGUGAAUCAGGAAAGCGAAAGCUCUCUAGCAGUAGUCACCAGCUGGAAAACGAUGAAAGUGAGAAAGUGUCCCCAGAAAAGAAGUUCUGUACUCCUACUCAAAGAAGACUGUUAAAACUCCUCCCCCUUAGAAAUUAUGGUACUAUCAAGACAGCGACCCCUGUAAUGAGUCCAGUAGACAGCCGGUGCCGACAUAUGUCUUUUUGCAGCCUUCCUCCAGCAGGCCUGGAAGAGUGGUUGCAUACAUUUCAGCAGUGGACAGCUGAGGAAAGGAAAUAUGCACUUGAUGAGAUUAUUGAAAACUGCGAGCCGACAGUCAUAAGACACAUUAUGGGUACCAUUGAACCACGAUUUCAAAGGGACUUUAUAUCUCUGCUGCCAAGAGAGCUUGCUUUGUAUGUGCUGUCAUUUUUAGAACCUAAUGACUUGUUACGAGCAGCUCAGACCUGCAAAUGCUGGCAGACACUUUGCGAUGACAACUUGCUUUGGAAACAAAAAUGUAAGCAAGCAAGGAUAGAGGAAGAGCCAGUCACUCCUGUAAAAUGUAACAGACGUAGAUCCAAUAAUUCACAACAGGUAAACCAGAACACUAAAGCUGUAAAUAGCCCAUUCAAGAAACUCUACUUGACAAAGCAACGGGUGUACUGGAACUGGAGAACAGGCCCUCUUCGUCCAUCUAAAAUUCUCAAAGGACAUGACGACCAUGUUAUUACGUGUCUUCAGUUCUGUGGCAGCAGAAUUGUCAGUGGUUCUGAUGAUGGUACUCUGAAAGUGUGGUCAGCCAUAUCUGGAAAGUGCCUACGCACUCUUGUAGGACACACUGGAGGGGUAUGGUCAUCGCAGCUGAGCGGCAAUGUGAUUGUCAGUGGAUCAACUGAUCGCACACUAAAAGUUUGGAAUGCAGACACUGGUUACUGUAUGCACACAUUGUAUGGGCACUCAUCCACUGUUCGUUGUAUGGACAUGCAUGACAGUACUGUAGUGAGCGGCUCUAGGGAUGGAACUCUAAGGGUCUGGGACACUUCAUCUGGGAACUGUCUUCAUGUUUUGGUUGGGCACCUUGCUGCAGUGAGAUGCGUUAAAUAUGAUGGAAGACGUGUAGUCAGUGGAGCUUACGACUUCCUGGUGAAGGUGUGGGACCCUGAAACAGAACAGUGUAUACAUACAUUGCAAGGCCAUACAAACAGGGUCUAUUCACUGCAAUUUGAUGGUGUGUACAUUGUCAGUGGCUCCCUGGACACUUCAAUUCGUGUAUGGCAUGUAGAAACUGGACAGUGUCUUCACACUUUAAUUGGACACCAGUCCCUGACCAGUGGCAUGGAGCUCAAGAAUAACACUUUGGUGUCUGGAAAUGCAGAUUCUACAGUCAAAAUCUGGGAUAUAACCUCCGGUCAGUGUUUACAGACUCUGGCAGGCCCAAAUAAGCACCAAAGUGCAGUCACUUGUCUUCAGUUUAACAGCUGGUUUGUCAUAACCAGUUCAGAUGAUGGCACAGUUAAAAUUUGGGACUUGCGCACAGGAGAUUUUAUCAGAGAUCUCGUAAAGCUGGACAGUGGUGGCAGUGGUGGGGUAGUAUGGAGAGUGAAAUGUGAUGAAAAGAAGUUGGUUUGUGCUGUAGGGAGCAGAAAUGGGACUGAAGAAACAAAACUUCUUGUCCUGGACUUUGAUGUACAUGAGUAAAUCACUCUGUUUUGCAUGCAUUUCAUCCUCAUUGGUGGAGAAAAAUUUGUACUUGACAACGUGUUUUAGUGUAUGUUUUAGAAGUUAUGUUGGAUAGAUACAUGUGUCUAAUUAAUAUUGCCAGUUCCCAACUUGUUGUUGGUUCCUCUUGUCGUCUCAUUCAUUGGAAGCUUACAUUGGAUAAUUUGUACCUUUGUCACAGUUACAUCUUUUACACCCAAAAGGUUUUGCCUUUUUGUACAAAAUUUGAUAGUAAGAAUUGUGGUGUAUGUCAGCUUGUAAAAAAGUAAUAUUAUACUAUCCACUGAUCAGGGUAACAUACAAAACCUACAGAUAUUGUGUGUGACAACACUGUUUUGCAGAAGCUGAUUUUAAAAACAAUUUUCAACAAUAGAUUUAUUUUGCCAAAUUUUUGGUAUUGUGCAUACUUGUUACAUAGAAAAGAAACCCUAAAAUGGAAACUACACUUGUAGUUUAUGAACAGGGUUUCUAGACUUCGCUUAAGGGAGAAGGAAUGUCUGCUGGUCAGACAUUGUGAAAUUCAAUUAACAGAAUUUGAUGUAUUUAGUCAUCAGGGCUGUGCAAAGAAAAUGAUGCACCUCUGUGAGAAGGUAUCACAAGAAAUAUAUAUUUUUCACAACCAUUGGAAUUAGGUUAGAACAGACAUGGGUUCACUUUUGUUUAACAAUAUUGUUGGUGAUGAUGCUUUUGCUUAAUAUAUAUUGUCAUUACCAUGUAGACUGCUAUUUACUUGAUCUGUGUAUUGUUAAGGGUAGUAACAACCUUGGGUACUAGAUGGUAUACCCUUUGAUCAUUUUCUGGUACUUAUUUUUGAACCAAGACUUAACAUUAAAAUCUCAAACCGUUCAUUAUUACUGUAAAAUUUGUAAAAUUCAAACUAAGUUAUAGGUUGGGUUAAAGAAUGAAGACCAAGAGAAAUAAAGCUUAUUUUUCUACUA
Molecule: messenger RNA, 3172 nt
Organism: Orbicella faveolata
Lineage: Eukaryota; Metazoa; Cnidaria; Anthozoa; Scleractinia; Merulinidae
Product: F-box/WD repeat-containing protein 7-like
Biological process (GO): proteasome-mediated ubiquitin-dependent protein catabolic process; ubiquitin recycling
Cellular component (GO): nucleus; cytoplasm
Molecular function (GO): ubiquitin binding
Source: RefSeq, a predicted model, not a curated record